CUUUACGACUUUACGAUUUCGUCGCGUACAGGCGGUGCGCGUGCCUGCGUGGAGGCGAGGCGAAGUCAUCGGAGAAUCGCGGCGCACGCAGGACGUCCCCGUCGACUGGACGUUGUACAUCAUCGUUGUCGCGAGUGUAGUUUUUACCUCACACAUAGAGACGUAGAACGCGAGUGAAUUAUUGAGAGAAGAGAAAAGAAAAAGGGGGAAAAAAAACGGAAGAACCGGGAGAGGGAGAGAGAGUGUGCAUCGCAACGCGUGUGAAAUGGAUGGUACGCCAAAGAAAAGCGAAGCAGUGCUAAUAUAUGGAUGCCCAUGGGUGGAACUUGGCCGAAAUGUGCCAGCGCUACCAUCACGCUAUACCGGCGGCAGCGGCGACGCAGAAUUCCUCGCCAGCUAGGGAUCCUUCGGCUGCCAUCGCGCAAGGCUUGUCAACCGCCGCUCUCAUCGAUCAAGCCAGCCCGUCUUAUUCGCACUACACAAUGCUGGACAAUUAUGACAGGGGUGAGGUGACACCACCACCGGCGGUGAGCGGUUAUGGCGGCUCCCCCGGCCUCCUGGCGCUUCAUUCGUCGCUUUACGCAACUCCCACGUCGAGAGCCUACGACAUCGACUCCGGUAUCGACGGCAACGACAGCUCGAUGCCCAUCGACACCCAAAUCAUCUCGAUACCGAGUAUGCUGUCCGGCCCGGCGCAGCAGCGGCUCGAGGAUAUGCCGUGGUUGGCCUCCGGCCCGUCGCUCGAGUACCAACCAGGUAUCUCGCCGAUUCCCGCAGGAGUGAAGAUGUGCCAUCCCGGCGGCGGCACCGCCCAGAGGAGCCUCAAGGAACAACGGAUACGUCGCCCGAUGAACGCGUUCAUGGUCUGGGCAAAGGUCGAGCGCAAGAAAUUGGCCGAUGAGAAUCCCGAUCUCCACAAUGCCGAUCUCAGCAAAAUGCUCG
Atta colombica is the source of this 942-nucleotide messenger RNA. RefSeq lists its product as uncharacterized. The record is from RefSeq and is a predicted model, not a curated record. The transcript is spliced from 4 exons. Gene Ontology annotation, molecular function: DNA-binding transcription factor activity, RNA polymerase II-specific; RNA polymerase II cis-regulatory region sequence-specific DNA binding. NCBI's taxonomy places the organism in Eukaryota, Metazoa, Arthropoda, Insecta, Hymenoptera, Formicidae. Gene Ontology annotation, biological process: anatomical structure morphogenesis; regulation of DNA-templated transcription; cell differentiation. The annotation marks the transcript as partial.